AUGUUUGACCCUAAAAUUUUAGAUAUCCCAGCUGUGAUAUUUGACAACGGAUCUGGAUUAUGCAAGGCUGGUAUUGCAGGGGACAGUGCACCGAGGUCAGUUAUUACAGCAAUUGUUGGUCGCUCGAAAGCCAAAGCAACGAUGCUCGGCGCAGGGCAGAAGGAAUUUUAUGUUGGAGAAGAAGCCCAGUCCAAAAGGGGUGUCUUAAGUUUGAAUUAUCCAAUCGACCAUGGCAUAGUUACGUCCUGGGAUGACAUGGAGCGGAUCUGGAGACAUGUCUACGAGUGUGAGCUGAGAAUCAAAGCUAGCGACAGGCCGGUGCUGCUGACGGAGGCCCCGCUCAAUCCCCUGCGGAACCGGGAAAAAAUGACUGAGAUCAUGUUCGAGGGCUUUAAGGUGCCUGCCAUGUAUGUCGCAGUGCAGGCGACCUUGGCGCUCUACGCCUCAGCACGCACCACGGGGAUAGUCAUGGACAGUGGAGAUGGCGUUACCCACACCGUGCCCGUCUACGAAGGGUACUGCUUGCCCCAUGCUGUUUCUAGGUUGGAUAUCGCAGGCAGGGAUAUCACUGAAUACUUCAUGAGACUCCUUUUGGAAAGUGGCCACUCCUUCGUGAGCACAGCCGAGAGGGAGAUCGUGAAGGACAUCAAGGAGAAGCUGUGCUACGUGGCUUUAGAUCCCGUCCAGGAAAUGAAAGCAAAGCCGGAAGAAAUCCUCAAAGAGUACAAACUGCCUGAUGGAAAUAUCAUUAAGAUCGGCAAUCAGCUCUUUCGAGCCCCAGAGACCCUUUUUUUGCCCGCUAACAUUGGUAUUGAAGCCCCCGGGGUGCACAAAAUGAUCUUCAACAGUGUGAUGAAAUGUGACAUUGAUGUUCGCAGGAAUCUUUAUGGCAAUGUGCUUCUUUCCGGUGGGUCCACCCUCUUUCCUGGACUGGAUGAACGGAUCCUGAGGGAGAUGCAGCGGCAGGUGCCCAUCGGGAUGGCCGUACGGAUCAUCGCACCGCCCGAGAGGAAGUACUGUGUGUGGAUUGGGGCCUCCAUCCUCACUUGCUUGUCAUCUUUUAAACAAAUGUGGGUCACCGUCAGUGAUUACAAAGAGUUUGGUGCAGCUGUAGUUCACAGAAAAUGCUUUUAA
This is a messenger RNA of Caretta caretta (loggerhead turtle), 1134 nucleotides long. RefSeq names its product actin-like. The record is from RefSeq and is a predicted model, not a curated record. Lineage: Eukaryota; Metazoa; Chordata; Testudines; Cheloniidae.